This is a messenger RNA of Pelodiscus sinensis (Chinese soft-shelled turtle), 2464 nucleotides long. RefSeq names its product sodium/nucleoside cotransporter 1-like. Gene Ontology annotation, molecular function: nucleoside:sodium symporter activity. Lineage: Eukaryota; Metazoa; Chordata; Testudines; Trionychidae. The record is from RefSeq and is a predicted model, not a curated record. Gene Ontology annotation, cellular component: plasma membrane. Gene Ontology annotation, biological process: nucleoside transmembrane transport.
UUUGCCAGCCCUGGCACAAAGCAAUGGGAAGGACGCUGUAAGCUCGAGGGAGCUGAGAAUUCAGUAUUUAAUCCCUACAAGAAGGUCUGCGCUGGAGUACAUCUGGAUAUGGCGGGUGUCACAAUUUCACUCAAUGAGAAGGGAUUGACGAACAAAGCUUUCGACUCCACGGAAGAAGAAGGAUUCCCAGAGGAAGAACAGAAUCCACCUCCUGAGAACAACAGAAAGGAGAGAGCUAGACGCCCGGCCUUCUGGAGGCAUGUGGUGCAGCCUGUGUCGCGGGCCACGAGGUUUUGUAAGGCUCACGACAAGGUGAUCCGGAAGAUCUUCCUGGGCCUCCUGUGCGCAGCGUACCUGGCCUAUUUCAUUGCGGCCUGUUGCCUGAACUUCCAGCGAGCCCUCGCCUUGGUUGUUAUCACUGCUCUGGUCAUCUUCUUCGUGGCCUGGGACUUCAUUCAGAAACUCUAUGGAGACCAGCUGUCGAGGUUGCUGAGCCCCUGUCUGAAAUGCUUCCUGAAGUGCUGGCCAUGGCUGAGAUGGGUGUUCUGUCUGGCCGUGCUGGUGGGCCUGGUCAUAUGGCUGGCUCUGGACACCUCCAAAAGGCCAGAGCAGCUGAUUUCAUUUGCUGGCCUCUGCGUGUUUGUUCUGUUCCUCUUUGCCUGCUCCAAGCACCAUGGUGCAGUUGCCUGGAGAGCCGUCUUCUGGGGCCUGGGCCUGGAGUUUGUUCUUGGGGUCUUUAUCAUCAGAACGAACCCUGGAUUUGAAGCUUUCCAGUGGCUUGGCAAUCAGAUCCAGAUCUUCCUGAGUUACACCACCGCCGGCUCUGGCUUCGUCUUUGGAGAAAAUCUGAUCAAGGAGGCCUUUGCCUUUCAGGCUCUACCGAUUGUCGUCUUCUUCAGCUGCGUGAUGUCCAUUCUCUACUACACUGGCCUCAUGCAGUGGCUCAUCCUGAAGAUCUCCUGGCUGAUGCAAAUCACCAUGGGUACCACAUCCACCGAGACCCUCAGCGUGGCAGGAAACAUCUUUGUAGGGCAGACGGAGGCCCCGCUGCUGGUGCUCCCCUACCUGGCGGACAUGACGCUCUCCGAAGUCCAUGCGGUGAUGACCGGGGGCUUCGCCACCAUCGCCGGCAGCGUGAUGGGGGCCUAUAUGUCCUUUGGGAUUGACCCGGCCUCGCUCAUCGCUGCCUCUGUCAUGGCUGCGCCUUGUGCUCUCGGCAUGGCCAAGCUGGUCUACCCAGAAGUGCAAGAGUCCAAAUUCAAGAGCAAGGAAGGCGUGAAGCUCAGCAGAGGCACCGAGCAGAACAUCUUGGAAGCUGCCAGCAAUGGUGCGGCUGCCUCCGUGGGGCUGGUCGCUAACAUAGCUGCCAACCUGAUCGCCUUCCUGGCCGUGCUGAAGUUCAUCAAUGCUGCCCUGGCCUGGUUCGGGGAGAUGGUGAACAUCAAGGAGCUUUCAUUUCAGGUAAUCUGCUCCUACGUCCUGAUGCCCGUGGCCUUCCUCAUGGGGGCAGACUGGGAAGACUCGCCACUGGUGGCUGAGCUGCUUGGCAUCAAAAUCUUCCUGAACGAGUUUGUGGCCUACGAGCAGCUGUCCCGGUACAAGAAGAACCGGCUGGCGGGGCAGGAGGAGUGGAGUGGGGGCCGCAAGCAGUGGAUCUCGAUGCGAGCUGAAACCAUCAGCACCUUUGCCCUCUGUGGAUUCGCCAAUCUCAGCUCCAUCGGGAUCAUGCUGGGAGGCCUGACCUCCAUGGUGCCUCAGCGGAAGAGUGAGUUUGCGAGAAUCGUGCUGCGCGCGUUGCUCACCGGGGCCUGUGUCUCUAUGCUCAAUGCUUGUGUGGCAGGCAUCCUGUACGUGCCCCGAGGGGAAGUGACCGACUGCUCUGCCUUCCUGAGAGCCGCCACCUUCAACACCACCAGCUACGACAUCUACAUGUGCUGCCGGCAGCUGUUUGCUAACACGGUGCUCAGCAGCAACGGCACCUUGUCCUUCACCGGCAUCUGGGAAGGCCUGGAGAGCAGCACGGCAUCUCUGGCCCAGUGCUGCGGGCACUACAACAACACAGUCUGUGUGGGGCAGCCCUAGAGGAGAUGGGCAGGCGCCCAAACCAGCGCUCGGCCUCGGCGCCAGCUACCAGAGCCCACGUAGACUGUGGGAACAGGCGCUGGCCUCACCCUCUGCAGCACCAAGUGCACAGCCCCAUCGGCCUUUCCUCCUUGGACAGCACAGGACAGCCAGCAGCCCUAUGCCCUUGAUGGGGUUUCCUCCCCCAGUCCCUGGGUCUGUGCCCACUAGGGUGGAUCACAGCAACUGCCCAGGUCGGCCCUCCCCAAGCUGGGCCUGCCUGACGACCCAGGCCUUAGCAGCAGUAUUGGACCAUUUCUGGUAGGACUUGCUGGGGACUUUGGCUCACGCCCCAAGGCUUUGUUUAUGUCAAAACUACCUGCUACUAAAACCCUGGAGAGCC